Messenger RNA from Anopheles merus, 1304 nucleotides. RefSeq lists its product as uncharacterized. Gene Ontology annotation, cellular component: neuronal cell body; dendrite; axon. Gene Ontology annotation, biological process: sensory perception of taste. NCBI's taxonomy places the organism in Eukaryota, Metazoa, Arthropoda, Insecta, Diptera, Culicidae. Bases 99 to 1304 code for a protein of 401 amino acids. The record is from RefSeq and is a predicted model, not a curated record. The transcript has 3 exons.
CUGUUGAUAAAUGAUGAUGAUCUAGUGCGGGCGAUUCUCAUGAAACAUUCACAAAAUUAGUGUCCAUGCUAACACUGGGAUAGUCACCAGGUAUAUCGAUGAACGCGUUACAGUCAGUUAAAAGCUUUUUCCUUCCCACGUCAUCCGCCGAUUGGUGGGUUCAGUUCAGGAAAUGGGAACAUCUAUGCUGCCCAAAACAGCCCACAGUGCGAUUGGUGUUUCUGUUUCUGUUUUUCCUGCUUAUGGAACUGACCGUCUUCGGAAUAACGUUGGUGUACGUUCCUUCGCGUAUGCACACUGGUUCCUUUUUCCUGGACAACGGAGUACCGGCGAUCCUGAUCAUUGCUACCACUGGAAGUGUCGUGAAGCUAUCGCACAUGCUUUCCCAGCGUCGCCGAAUUGGUGCCAUUUCUGACACGCUGCAACAGAUUGAUCACACGAUCCAAAUGCUAGACUUUCGAAUGAAAUGCGAUGAAAUUGUGUAUUGGACAGCAGGAUGGAGUAUUACUUUGGCAAUCACAACGCUUAUUUUCUCAGUCACAAUUAAAGUCUUUGGAUCCGUGGUGUUUAAGCACGUAGGCAUUGGUCUCAUGAUACUGUUCAUAAAUAUUACCAAUAUUCCGUACUCCGUGUUUACGGUGUGGUUUAUAGUUUGUGAGCUUUGUAUACGUUGCCGUAUGAAAUUGCUCCAUUCCCUGCUGGACGGUGGCAUGCGUUCGAUGGCAACCAGCAGAAGGAUAGAAAUGGUCAAACGGGCCAGUCAAUUGCUAGCAGGCGUUACCAAUUUGCACGCCGACCUUUCUUCUAUUGUUGGGCAUGUGAGUGCUAUAUUCUGCGUACAGGUGACUAUCAGCCUGUCCGCGUACACAAUUUUGCUGAUCUUCUGCAUUUUUUCCUACUACCGAGCGGCCGUCGUUAUGGGCGAGAUCGAAACAAACUUUGCCUGGCUAACGAUAUGUUGGAGUCUGUACAACAGUUGCUUUCAGAUACCGAAAGUUUUGUUUGGUGCCUGGAUUCGACAGAGUUCAAACCAAUUAACAAAACUGGUUCAUCAUCAUCUUCGGCAUGCUAACGAGUAUAUGGUACAAAAUCAGUUAUUCAUUUUAUCGCAGCAAUUGGAACAUUAUUCGCUAACAAUACGUCCUUGGUAUUACACAAUUAAUUGGCCUGUAUAUGCUACGGUAAGACGGCAUGCAUGGAACAGGUGUGGAGCCUCAUGGGCCGGUAUUAAAUGCCAUUUGUUUCCGGUUCCAGGUAAUUGGCUAUAUCAGCACGUACGUUGUAAUUUUGAUACAGUUCGAUAG